Molecule: messenger RNA, 312 nt
Organism: Clunio marinus
Lineage: Eukaryota; Metazoa; Arthropoda; Insecta; Diptera; Chironomidae
Source: the annotation of a GenBank genome assembly
AUGUUAAAACCACGGGAACUUCGUUUCAUACUUCAAGUUGAGGUAGAGAAGAGAGUGAUGCUUGAGUUAUCAUCGUAUACAAAACUUUCUCAAUCAGAAACAGUUAAUAAAACAGAGAGCGAAAACGAAUCUGAUAGUCUUGAGAUUUCUGAAAAGUCCACGUCUUCAUCCGAAGACCCGAUAGAUUUAGUUCUGCUUGAGAUCGGAAGAAAGAAAAAAAAAAUUAAAAGAAAAUAUAAACGACACCAAAUGGACAGAGUUCGUAGUUUCGGUGGAAGUGAAUCGUAUGAGGUGAGUUCCGCGAAUGUUUGA